Molecule: messenger RNA, 3846 nt
Organism: Aquila chrysaetos chrysaetos
Lineage: Eukaryota; Metazoa; Chordata; Aves; Accipitriformes; Accipitridae
Gene: HSBP1
Product: heat shock factor binding protein 1
Exons: 4
Coding region: 102-332 (76 amino acids)
Biological process (GO): cellular heat acclimation
Cellular component (GO): nucleus; cytosol
Molecular function (GO): transcription corepressor activity
Source: RefSeq, a predicted model, not a curated record
GGGAGCCCGCCUCUUCUCGCGAGGAAGCGGCGGCGGAAGUGGCGAGGCGCGGCCCGGAAGCGCCGCUGCCGUGGAGACGGGAACCGGGACCUGAACCCACCAUGGCCGAGACCGACCCGAAGACCGUGCAGGAUCUCACUGCCGUGGUGCAGACAUUGCUUCAGCAAAUGCAGGACAAAUUUCAGACCAUGUCUGACCAAAUAAUUGGAAGAAUUGAUGACAUGAGCUGUCGCAUAGAUGACCUGGAGAAGAACAUAGCAGACCUCAUGACACAAGCAGGAGUGGAAGAAUUGGAAGGCGAGAACAAGACCCCUGCUACUAACAAGAGUUAAAAUUGCCAAUAGCUUAAGAUGAAUCCUGGAAGACUUCUUUUUUUUUUUUUUUUCCUACAAGUCCUUGGAAUUACAGAACAGCUUUUUGCAACUACUGUGUGUAAAAGCAUUUUUAUAUUGUUACAGAGCUUGCAUUCCUAAUGUAUAUUGUAUAGUUAGGGAUAGAUUAGUUUAUAUUUUGAUUUGUGUACUGUAAUUUCACUUUUUGAAUUCUUGUUAUGAGGAUCAAUUAGUUGUGUUAUUAAAACACUGAUCUUAUGGUUCUCAACUACUGGGUGUAUUUUUUUGUGAAGUCACUUUCUCUUUCUUAUACUUUUUCUAGAUGUUUCAUUUUUGAUAGCUAAACAUCUAGUGACUCCCAUUAAAUCGAAAUCUUAACUUGUUUAACGUAACUUUGUAGAGUGAAGCACAAGGUUGAAACUUUUCAUUAAUCUUAGCUCUGAGCAUCAGUCGCUCAACUAGUUGAGGACUAUGUGCCGUUUUCUCGUAAAUGUAAUAAGGUGAUUUUGGAAACAUAAGGCACUGAAUAUCAAAAUCAUAUCUCCUACUCCUGGUAUUACCUUACCUGUGUGUUCCUAGAACAUAAACCAGAAAUAGAGAUUUAACAUUAGAGAUGUUUGUACACAGUUGAGCAACCACUGCCAUUCAAAUCUGUUACAUUUAGACAGACAAGGAACUAUUAACUAUGAAAAAUCUCGCUAUGGGAUUUAAGUUUUUUAACACUGUAAAACUCUACUUUGAAACUGCCAAUGUGUCAUUUAGCAUCACCUUUGAAUUAUGAUUAAAAUAGCGACGCUGGACAGAACAGGGAUGGAAUUGUGGGAGUGUCUGUAUGUGGUCUUUCAGUUUAAAUCACCAGCUCGUUGUACAAAACAGUUUGCUAACAAAGCAAUGUUAUACUGAGUAACAAAAAAGGAGAGAAUCCAGUUAGAAUUGUAAAGCCUUGCUUCUCUUUGAAUAACAACUAGCCGGAACUCUUCAAAAUACUUGGUUUGGAAAGGUGUUUGUUUUUCUAAUCACAUCCACGUUUAUGGCCCUGGAGUGUAAUGGACUAUGUUACAGUAUUUUGGCAAUGAAAAGUGUAUUUAGAAGAGUCUGUGCUAUGUCACGUGUGAAGAAAAAUGACCACUGUCGGAUAUUACUGACAAUCGUUGCAAUGCUCCUCAAACUUUAAAUACAAGUUUAAGAAAGCACUAGUAGCAGUGAGCAGUUAUAUGUGGACUAUACUUAAGACUGCUCUUUGAAUGCCACCAAAUUAGCACAUGUGUGUUAUGAAGGCAAGAUGACAGGUCAUUUUUCAAAACUGAGGGGAAAUUGUAAUAAAGGCUUGUAAUAAUAGGGGAAUUUUGUGAACAUAGGAAAUAUAUCAAUACACCUUGUAAUACUAGCCUUAGGCUCUUUGUAAUGUCAUUUAAAAAAUCUAAUAAAGUAUUAUGUGGUAACAAAUAGUCAGGUCAUAUAUAUUAAAGCAAAAUCUAGCAUAAGUAUAUCAUUAUAUGUGAGAUUGUAUUUAGUUAUAAGUUAUAGAAAGAGUUUAGCACAGCUGCUGCUUAUAGAACAUAGUAUAGAUAUACUAGAAUAUAGUCAGUAUUACACAGUCUAGUGUUCUGUAUUAUAAAAGGGUGAGCAUGAUUCAUGCCCUGUAAAAUCUGGAUUUUACUAGGUAAUUACAAUAUAGACCAAAUUCAUAGGAAAAUAUAUUAAAGUGGAGGAUCAUUUUGUAUGAUGUUUAUACAACUAUAAAUUCUCAUCUGGCCGCCUUCCUCCUGCGGGAGUAAUGGUCAUUCUUGAAUUUGCUUGUGCUAUCCUAUAUACAGCAGUAGUAGGCCUGCUUUCCUGAAGUUUAUUGUGUCAGAAUAACUUACUGGAAAAUUAUUUCAGCUUUAAGAAGCAGCUAGAUUAUCCAAGUCAUUGGAAAGAUUCUAAUCACUUUUCAGUAGAGAUAGUCUUCCAUCAUAAAUUUAACACUUAACUGAUUUUGUAAAGUAAUAAUCCAAUUCAAAACAAGCCUUUCAGACAGGAAGGUAUUACUUGUAGCUCUUUAAACUCUGCAUAUUUUUGAGAAACAUGUUUUAUUCUUACUCAGAACCAGUGAUGGAGCUACAUAUAACCAGCACAUGCAAACCAAAGUACAAUCCCUUUUGGCCACGUUUUCUUGAAGUGCAGUUAGUGUAAUUGACAAAGAAAGCAUAAGAGGACUGUUCUUAAGUGUUACUUUAUAUGGAUUUGAUAAGACUUUACAAAAUAAUAGUGCUCUUUUUUUUUUUUUCUGAAUAUGCUGGUUCACGUCUUACCUGACAAAUAUUUGUCCCUUCCAGUGGGCUGCCUCAGUUGCAAAGAAGAAGAUCAAGCUCUUGAACAGGGACUGUCUUCCGUAUUAGAAUAUGAAGAAAGCUGUUGCAUAUAUUCAUUUAAAUCAAACUACGUGCUCUGUUCUGUUCAGGACUGUCAUUUGAGACUGCAGGUUGUGUUUUUUAGUUAUUUAACUCUAUGCUAAAGUCUAUAUAAGCACUUUCUACUUUAAGAGAAAUUUUCUGCUACCUGUCAUCAUAGUAACAUACAUUUGGAUUUUAUCAUUGAUGUAUUUACCUCCUACAGUGGAUUUUCACAAACAGUUACAGAUUAAAUGCACCCUGCUCUGGUUUCCUGGUACAGGCAGGUGUGGUGGAUGCUGCAUUUUCCAGUUUGCAAUUCAAAGCUGGUGUUGACUUUGAGCAGACCUGCUGUAAUUCACAGGCACAGCAGACCCAGGCUAUGGCAGCAGAAUUGUCUGCUCUGCCUGUGUGAGUGAGCCUGGGUAUCGUCUGCUCACGUCUGCCUCCUGCCUACCUGCAAGCGGGGAGAGGGUUUCUGGUAUGAUAGGUGCCAUCUCGGAGGAGAUGAGAGAGAUGCAAAAUGCGCUCUCUUGAACUUGCCGCUUCCUUCAUUCUUUCCCGUCCUAGCCCAAGCAGCAACUAAGGGGACAGUAAAGCUACUUUCUGUAAGUGAGCGUGAGGUAUGGAAUUACACAGAGCAAGUAGAGAGUCUACGGGUCCUGCAUUUAUGGGAAAAAGGAAGAACAGCUAAGGACGGAGAAGACAGAACCCCCCCUGCUCCUGCCUAAGUUCCUCAAGCUCUCCACUGUCUCUGCUCUCACCUCGCCACUUCUGCUCCAGAUUUCCAUUACCACCAUCCUCUUCAACCCCUGCUUCUUUUCCACUCUGACUCUUCAGAGCUGUUACUGAGGAAAAAGCCACUGUUUCCAAACUGUUUCCAGGUAACUACUAAGUAUAGACACUCUUUCACAAAAGAUUUACAUUAGGAACAGCAAAUAGAAUCAUUUUUUUUCUAUGACAGGAAUUAUGAGUGACACCAUGUAAGUCUUCAACCACAAUUUUCAUAGCCAAGCAUUAAUAACAGUAUUGUUUUCUGAAUGCUAGACUUAAGACCUAACAACCCAGAAACAAGCUGAAGAUCUCGAGCUGUGUGGCCUAUGUAUUUUACACUGGGCAACAGAAAUAAAUUUUAAACUCCU